Messenger RNA from Gorilla gorilla gorilla (western lowland gorilla), 6353 nucleotides. RefSeq names its product zinc finger protein 615 (gene ZNF615). Lineage: Eukaryota; Metazoa; Chordata; Mammalia; Primates; Hominidae. Gene Ontology annotation, molecular function: DNA-binding transcription factor activity, RNA polymerase II-specific; RNA polymerase II cis-regulatory region sequence-specific DNA binding. The coding region runs from base 529 to 3033 and encodes 834 amino acids. Gene Ontology annotation, cellular component: nucleus. The record is from RefSeq and is a predicted model, not a curated record. Gene Ontology annotation, biological process: regulation of transcription by RNA polymerase II; embryo development. The transcript has 5 exons.
CAGUCACUGGGUGGUCGCUGUGGUGACGGGGGAGGAAAUUCUGUCCGUGGCUGGGCGUGUUCGUGGACAGUGGUGAUGGACUGGUAUCUGUCGGCGCCAGCGUUUGGCGACGCCAGUGGAAUUCUUUCAGGAGCUUAGCGUGGGUCCGAUUCCUAUCGCAGGGGAACUAUAAGAGGUCCGUGAUAGGGUGUGUGUGUGUGUGAUCGGGGUACCUCUGGGACCAGUCACAGGGUCCUCGUGUAGUUUGUGGUUAAAGAUCUCUAGAGAUCAGCUACUGAGUGCCCAAGUCACAUUCUGGUGUCUUUGGUGUUGUCCUUUGGCGGGGCUCAGUGAUUGCGAACUGGAGGGUUUGUUUUGUCAGCGAAUCGGUUUAUGGUUCAGGUUUUGUUUGGGACUAAAUGAUUGAGGAACUGUCUUGGGGGUUAAGGUACGGAGGUUUCUGAUCCAGGUUUUGAAAUUAAUCCGGGUGGCGGUGGUGGUAGCGCCACAGAUUCCGAUGUGGGCUGCAGCUCUGGAGGCCUGGGAACCAUGGCAGGUGACGGGUUAGCCCCAGCCCUGGCUGCUGGAACAGAAUUGAUGCUCAUUAGCAUUCCCCUUCUGCCCAAGACCCUUCUCCACGACUGGUUUUUAAAUCCCCUUUGGCACCUUCCAUCACCCCUUGGUCUUGAAUCCUCAGAAAUGGAAGUUUUUGGCGACAUCAAUCAUCUAGCAUACCUAAAAGUAGUAUGUUUUAUAUUUAAGAUGCGGCUUCUACCCUUUGUCCUGCAAGUUUCCAGCGUAUCCUCUUGGAUAUUUCUUUUCAGGUUCUUUCUGACACAAGAAUCCCUAACACUGGAGGAUGUGGCUGUGGACUUCACCUGGGAGGAGUGGCAGUUCCUGAGCCCUGCUCAGAAGGACCUGUACCGGGACGUGAUGUUGGAGAACUACCGCAACCUGGUGGCAGUGGGGUAUCAAGCCAGCAAACCAGAUGCACUCUCCAAAUUGGAACGAGAAGAAGAAACUUGCACAACAGAAGAUGAAAUCUACUCUCGAAUCUGUUCUGAUUCAGGAGGUGCAUCAGGAGGUGCAUAUGCAGAAAUCAGGAAAAUUGAUGAUCCUCUGCAGCAUCACUUGCAAAAUCAAAGUAUUCAGAAGAGUGUGAAACAGUGCCAUGAACAGAAUAUGUUUGGAAAUAUUGUUAAUCAGAACAAAGGUCAUUUCCUGCUGAAGCAAAAUUGUGAUACGUUUGACUUACAUGAAAAGCCUUUAAAAUCAAAUUUAAGUUUUGAAAACCAGAAAAGGAGCUCUGGCCUAAAGAACUCUGCUGAGUUUAAUGGAGAUGGGAAAUCCCUUUUUCAUGCUAACCAUAAACAAUUUUAUACUGAAAUGAAGUUUCCUGCAAUUGCAAAACCUAUUAAUAAGUCCCAGUUCAUUAAGCAACAGAGAACUCACAACAUAGAGAAUGCCCAUGUAUGCAGUGAAUGUGGGAAAGCCUUCCUCAAGUUGUCUCAGUUUAUUGAUCAUCAGAGAGUUCACACUGGAGAAAAACCUCAUGUAUGCAGUAUGUGUGGGAAAGCUUUCUCCAGAAAAUCCAGGCUAAUGGACCAUCAGAGAACUCAUACAGAACUGAAACAUUAUGAAUGCACUGAAUGUGACAAAACCUUCCUCAAGAAAUCACAGCUCAAUAUACAUCAGAAAACUCAUAUGGGAGAGAAACCUUACACAUGUAGCCAAUGUGGGAAAGCCUUCAUCAAGAAGUGUCGGCUCAUUUAUCAUCAACGAACUCAUACAGGAGAGAAACCCCAUGGAUGCAGUGUAUGUGGGAAGGCCUUCUCUACAAAGUUCAGUCUCACUACACAUCAGAAAACUCAUACAGGAGAAAAACCUUAUAUAUGUAGUGAAUGUGGAAAAGGCUUCAUUGAGAAGAGGCGUCUUAUUGCACAUCAUCGAACUCAUACUGGUGAGAAACCCUUUUUAUGCAAUAAAUGUGGGAAAGGCUUCACCUUGAAGAACAGUCUUAUCACACAUCAGCAAACUCAUACAGAAGAGAAAUUAUAUACAUGUGGUGAAUGUGGAAAAGGCUUUUCAAUGAAGCACUGUCUCAUGGUACAUCAACGAACUCAUACUGGAGAGAAACCUUAUAAAUGCAAUGAGUGUGGAAAGGGCUUCGCUUUGAAGAGCCCACUCAUCAGACAUCAGCGAACACAUACUGGAGAGAAACCCUAUGUAUGCACCGAAUGUCGAAAAGGUUUCACCAUGAAGAGUGACCUCAUUGUACAUCAGCGAACUCAUACUGCAGAGAAGCCAUAUAUAUGCAAUGAUUGUGGAAAAGGCUUCACUGUGAAGAGCCGCCUUAUUGUGCAUCAGCGAACUCAUACUGGAGAAAAACCCUAUGUAUGUGGUGAGUGUGGAAAAGGCUUUCCAGCAAAGAUCCGGCUAAUGGGACAUCAACGAACUCAUACAGGAGAGAAACCUUAUAUUUGCAAUGAGUGUGGAAAAGGCUUCACUGAGAAGAGUCAUCUCAAUGUACAUCGGCGCACUCAUACAGGAGAGAAACCCUAUGUAUGCAGUGAAUGUGGCAAAGGCUUAACUGGGAAAAGCAUGCUCAUUGCACAUCAGCGAACUCAUACUGGGGAGAAACCUUAUAUAUGCAAUGAAUGUGGAAAGGGCUUCACCAUGAAGAGUACUCUCAGUAUACAUCAGCAAACUCAUACUGGAGAGAAGCCAUACAAAUGCAAUGAAUGUGAUAAAACCUUCAGGAAGAAGACAUGCCUCAUACAACAUCAGCGAUUUCACACAGGAAAGACUUCCUUUGCAUGUACUGAAUGUGGAAAAUUCUCUUUGCGCAAAAAUGAUCUUAUUACACAUCAGAGAAUUCACACAGGAGAGAAACCGUACAAAUGCAGUGACUGCGGGAAAGCCUUCACUACAAAAUCAGGGCUCAAUGUUCAUCAAAGAAAACAUACAGGAGAGAGGCCCUAUGGAUGUAGUGAUUGUGGGAAAGCUUUUGCACACUUGUCUAUCCUUGUUAAACACAAGAGAAUUCACAGGUAGUCAUUUUGGGAAAGCCUCUUGGCAGAUGUAGGCCCUUAAGAUAUCUGCAAAGAAGAGUAAUUUCAUGAAAGCAGACUACGUGGUUGUUUAUUUAGUGAUCAAUUACUUCAUGUUUUGUGUCAGAGAAAACAUGUACAAAACAUUUGAGAAAAUAUUUUAGGACAUUAUGUCUAAAAAUUGUAUACUGAGAAAAAUCCUAUGAAUGUGGCAGACUAUAAAAGCCUUUGGUGGGAAGAUAAACCCCCUCAGAAGUGAUCAUAGAUCAUGAAUAAACUACCAAUUCGUGGAAAUGUAAUAAUUAUAGGAACGUCUUUGCCCAAAAUAAAACCUCAACAGAUUGAGAGAGUUCACACUGGAGAAAUACUUUCCUCUGGCAGUGAAUGUGGCAGGGUUUUCAGUAAAAUGUUUUGCCUCAUCAUGUGCUAGGAAAUAAUGCAGAAAAAAACUUAUGAAAACAUUCAAUGUAGAAGACUUUUAGGAAAACAUCAGAGAAUUUAAUGAAGGAAAGAAGCCUUGGCAAAAUGAUGGAUGAGAGCUUUCUGUCACAAUUCUAACCUUAACAGAUAAUAUGCCUCAUGUGCAUUUGGGAACAGGAUAGCUUGAGCCAUAUUCGUAGUUGCCUUGUCACUGAUUUUAUACAUUUCAAAUUGUGACUUCCUCUAAUCACGAACUAAAAUUUAAUAUUGUAUAUAAUACCAGAGUAUUUUAUGCCUGCCUCAUUUUAUUAUAUGAUUAGCUCCUGCAUUUCUUUGGUUCUAAGUUUGUGUUAUUUCAGAAUAACUAAAGUACUUCGGAAUGAAACUGGAUACAGUAUAUUCAAUUCAUAAGUGUAAUUGACCAUACUUGAAUAUGUUUAAGUUUAUAAGUAACAUCAGGUGUUAUGAAAUUAAUAUAAAUAAGAUGUUUUUGUAAGUUUUUAUUUUGAAAUAAGUUUAGAUUCACAAAAUCUUACCAAAAUAUUCCAGAGUUCUUGAAUGCCCUUAACCCAGCUUCUUCCAAAGAUAACAACUUACAUAAGCAUAGUUCGUUACCAAAUACAGGAAAGUGAAAUUGUUACAAUACUGUUAACUACAGAAUUUAUUUGGAAAUCACCAGUUUUAACGUGCAUGCAUUUUUGUUUGUUUUUUAUAUGUAGCUUUAAGAAAUCUUAACACAUAUAUUGAUUCAUGUCACCACCACCGUAAUCGAGAUUCAGAAUGUUGCAUCAAUGCAAACUCCCUCAUGCUACUUUUUUAUAGUCACAGCCUCUCCUCAGCCCUAACCCUUGGCAAUCAGAAAUCUUUUCAUCUUUAGUUUUGUCAUUAGUAGCAUGUUAUAAAAAUGGAAUCAUACAGCAUGUACCCUUUUGGUAUUGGCUAUUUCAACUAAAGCAAAUUAACCUGAAAUCCAUCUAAGUUGUUCUGCGUAUCAUUGUUCUGUUUUAUUGGCCACUAAUAAUCUAUGAUACGAAUAUACCACUAUUUGUUUAUUCACCCACUGAAGGACAUUAGUUUUGUUCCCAGUUUUUCUCACUGUUACAAAUAAAAAUCCCAUGAACAUUUGUACACACAGGCUUUGUGUGAGCACAAUUUUUUACUUCUCUAGGAUAAUUACUGCAGAGUAUGAUUCAUGGGUCAUAAGGUAAGUGUAUGUUUACCUUUGUAAGAUACUAACCAGAGUGGUGUUUCAUUGCUCACCAGCAAUAUAUAGAAAGGUUCAGUUGCUCCACAUUCUUCCACUUGAUGCUGUCAGUAUUUUUUUUGUUUUGUAUUGUUUUGUUUUGAGAUGUAGUCUUGCUCUGUUGACCAGGCUAGAGUGCAGUGGCACGAUCUUGGCUUGCUGCACCCUCUGCCUCCCGGGUUCAAGUGAUUCUCCUGCUUCAGCCUCCUGAGUAGCUGGGAUUACAGGCGCCUGCCACUGUGCCUGGCUAAUUUUUGUAUUUUUAGUAGUGAUGGGGUUUCAUCAUCUUGGCCAGGCUGGUCUCGAACUCCUGACCUUGUGAUCCACCCGCCUCAGCCUCCUGAAGUGCUGGGAUUACAGGCGUGAGCCACCACGCAGGACUGGAAUGUUUUAUUUUACCUAUUCUAUUGUGUGUGUAUUGGUAUGAAUACAAACAUACCAAUUGUAUGUGGCCUUCCAUUUGCACCUCCCUAAAGGCUUUUUUUUUUUUUUUUUAAGAGACAAGGUCUCACUAUGUUGCUCAGGCUGGAGUGCAGUGGCUAUUCACAGGCACCAUUAUAGCACACUACAGUCUCAAACUCCUGGUCUUGAGAAGUUUUCUGUCCCAGCCUCCAGAGUAGCUGGGACUGCAGGCAUUUGCCACUGUGCGCUGCUUAGAGCGUUGUUUAUUAAUGCUGGAUAAAGAUUUUAUCCAGCUGGAUAAAGGUUUUAUAUCACUUGCAAAUAUUUUUCCAUAGAUGUGGUUCUUUCUCUUUUUUUCUCAGAGAAAAAGAUUUUAAUUAUGAUGAAGUCCAACUUUUUUUUUUUGAGAUGGAGUCUUGCUGUCUUGCCCACGCUGGAGUGCAAUGGCAUGAUCUCGGCUCACUGCAACCUCUGCCUCCCAGGUUCAAGUGAUUCUUCUGCCUCAGCCUCCCGAGUAGCUGGGAUUACAGGCACCUGCCAUCAUGUCCCACUAAUUUUUGUACUUUUGUAGAGAUUGGGGUUUCACUGUGUUGGCCAGACUGGGCUCAAACUCCUGACCUCAGGUGAUCUGUCCACCAUGGCCUCCCAAAGUGCUGGGAUUACAGGCGUGAGCCAUUGCACCCAGUCUUUUUUUUUUUUUAAUGGAUUGUGGGGUUUUGGCAUUACAUCUAAGUUUUCCUUCCUUACUGUAAUUGAUAAUUCUUUUUCUACUACCUUUGACAAAAUAAUGUAGUUUUGCUUCUUUUUUUUUUUUUUUUGAGACAGAGUCUCACUCUUUCACCCAGGCUGGAGUUCAAUGGCAUGAUCUUGGCUCACUGCAACCUCCGCCUCCUGGGUUCAGGUGAUUCUCCUGCCUCAGCCUCCCAAGCAGCUAGGAUUACAGGCACGCACCGGCAUGCUCAGCUAAUUUUUGUAUUUUUAGUAGAGACGGGGUUUCACCAUGUUGGCCAAGAUGGUCUCGAUCUCCUGACUUCGUGAUCCGGCCACCUCAGCCUCCCAAAGUGCUGGGAUUACAGGCGUGAGACACCACACCCAGGCAGUUUUGCUUUUUAAUAUUUAGCAAUAUCCAUUUAAAUUCAUCUUUGUAUAUAGGGUAAGGGUUAAUUUAAAGUUCAGCCUAUGGUUGCCCAGUUGAUUCAACAGUAUUGAAAACACUGUACUCUUUCCAUUAAAUUCAUUUUGAACAUUUGUAAAAAUCA